AUAGAGUUCCAUUUCAAUUCAUCACUAGAAAGGAUCUGUUCUCUGAAGUAGAUGUGGGUCUGUGUUUGUUGAUUGAUCGAAUUGUGCGAGUUCCACAAACUCUUGGGAUCUCUCCGUGCAAUACCUAUAUUUGAACCGAAAUGGGCUUGGCCAGCCAUUGCUGCUUUUGCAUUGAACUUCGAAAAGGCGUCCAAGGGAUCGCAGUCGUUGGGAUUGGCAUCACAGUGCUCUAUAUUUUUGUCAGCUUGAUUGGAGGCCGAGAAAUAUUUCUACUGUUGAACUAUUUUGACGUAAAUCAUGUUUAUGUGGCCAUAUUUUUCUGCUUGGUGAAUUUCUUUGUUCACUUACUACUCUGGCAUGGAGCCAGGGACAAGCAGAAGUAUCAGCUACUUCCUUGGUUGGUCUUCAUUUUCGUGAAAGCAUUGAUCUUCAUCAGUGUUGGAAUAAGCCUUACUUCUCAAAGCUUAGGUGAGAAGCAUUUGAAGGUCAACGAAACGUGCUACAAUUGUUUAGAUCAAGUCGAGAAACAAACUUUGAUCAUUGUGUACAUCUUUAUGCUAUCAGCACUCCAUUUAUAUUUCUGGGUGAUUGUAUACUCCUUGUAUGCCAAAUUGAGCGUGCGCCUUGAGGUUAUGACUGUGAAUGUUAUUUGAUUAGCAUCCUGGUUCAGAGGAAGCUUUGCCUGUAUCUUUACCUUUUCGCCAAUAAAUUCUCAAUG
Molecule: messenger RNA, 718 nt
Organism: Tigriopus californicus
Lineage: Eukaryota; Metazoa; Arthropoda; Copepoda; Harpacticoida; Harpacticidae
Exons: 3
Coding region: 141-653 (170 amino acids)
Source: RefSeq, a predicted model, not a curated record